CUUUGCUUCACUUCAAGAACUCAUUUCCCAUAACCAAUAGUAGUUACUCUUCCCACUACGCAGCUGAGCUUGGAAUUGCCAAUCCUAAUAGUACUACUUCAUGGAAUAUGAGCAAGGAUUGCUGCACAUGGAGCGGUGUCACAUGUGAUGAGCUUACUGGCCAAGUUAUCUGCCUUGACCUUAAAUGCAGUGGGCUUCAAGGCAUUCUUCACUCCAACAGUAGCCUUUUUUCCCUUGCUCAUCUUCAAUCUCUUGUUCUCUCCUACAAUGAUUUUCACUCUUCCAAAGUUUCUACUCAAUUUGGGGGAGUUUCCGGAAACUAUUUUCAACUUGCCAAACCUUCAAGGGCUGGACUUAAGUUACAACACAAAUCUCAAUGGUACAUUCCCUCAAUAUAAUUGGAGUAGCCCACUUGAGAAAUUGAGUCUUUCUCACUCCAGGUUCUUCAUAGACUUGCCUUAUCUUACAAGAAAUCUGAAGUACUUGACGACUCUGUCUUUAGCUGCUUGCAAUUUUGUAGGAUUAUAUCCAACACUACUACAUGCUAACCUCACUCAAAUCACUUCUUUAGACCUUUCUUUCAAUAAUCUUGGGGGUCAAAUCCCAUGGUCUUCUCUGAAUCUUCAAAAGCUUAUUGAACUAGAUCUUUCAUCCAAUAAUUUCAUCGGCCAGCUUCCAGAAGUUUGUAGCAGUAAUUCAACAAAAGUUUCGUCCUUGUGCAUCUCUUCAAAUCACGAUGAUUUAGUUGGUGGUCCUCCUCUGAAUUUAAAAUCCUUGAAUUUAUCUACUAACAAACUUAGUGGGACAAUACCAUCAUGGUUAUAUUCCCUUCAGUAUUUGCAGGAGUUAGAUCUAAGUAACAACAACUUCACUGGCUCCAUUCUUGAAUUCCAAUCUGAUUCUUUACUACAUCUUGAUUUACAAUCUAACAAACUAGAAGGUAUCUUUCCAAGCUCAAUUUUUGAACUAGUGAAUCUUUCGUUUCUGUUUCUAUCUUCAAAUAAAUUAAGUGGUGUUGUGUCAUUAGAUCAAUUCUCAAAGUUCAAAAGCCUCGAAUAUCUUGAUCUUUCUUUUAAUAGCUUAUCAGUGGUUGAUUCUAUCAACAAUGUCAAUAGUACCUUGCCAAGCACUCUUUUCUCAUUGGCAUUGUCUUCAUGUGGCCUAACUGAGUUCCCAUACUCUCUUAGAAAUGCUGAAAAGUUAGGAAGCUUGGAGCUUUCCUACAAUCAAAUUGAAGGGGCCAUUCCCUCGUGGCUUUGGAAUGUUGGCAAGGAUUCAUUGUAUUUCCUUGAUCUUUCUCAUAACUUGUUGACACUUGUGGAUCAACUUCCAUGGAAAAACCUACGAAACAUUGACCUGUGCUCUAACCAACUUCAAGGUCAUCUCCCAAUUCCACCACCUUCGACAUUGUUGUUUUUAUUUGCAAACAAUCAAUUGGUUGGAGAAAUACCAUCUAUGCUAUGCAACCUCACUUCUCUUACAGCGGUUGAUUUGUCAAAUAACAGUUUGAGUGGUAACAUUCCUCCAUGCCUGGGAAAUUCAAGCAAAAUGCUCUCAGUGUUGUGUUUGCAGAAGAAUAACUUUCAUGGCAUCAUUCCUCCAAUCUUUGCAAAGAAAAUUGCUCUGAGGAAUUUAAACCUCAAUGGAAAUCAAUUGGAAGGUUCCCUUCCUUUGUCAUUGUUCAACUGUAAAAAGUUGGAAAUUUUGGAUGUUGCGAACAACAAGAUACAUGGAUCAUUUCCCCAUUGGUUGGAAUCUCUCCCAAACUUACAAGUGCUUAUCUUAAGAUCUAAUAGAUUUCAUGGUCCAAUAAGUAAACCAAGUGUUAGAUUUCCCUUUCAACGGUUGAGAAUCAUGGAUGUAUCUAACAAUGAAUUCAUGGGCCUCUUGCCAAAAGAAUAUUUUGAGAAUUUUGUGGGCAUGAUGAAUGCCUAUUCAAAAGACUUGCAAUAUAUGGGAAGGUUCAUAGGACCAUCCUAUUAUCAUGAUUUUGUUUCGGUGGCAGUAAAAGGUUUCUAUGUUGAGUUGGUGAAAAUUCAAUCCAUGUUUAUAACCAUUGAUUUCUCAAGAAAUAACUUCAUAGGGGAGAUUCCAAACAUGAUCAUUGGAAAGCUAUAUUCACUCAAAGGGCUUAAUCUUUCGCACAACAAGCUAUCGGGUAAUAUUCCACCAUCAUUGGGAAAUUUGAGCAAUCUUGAAUGGUUAGAUCUCUCCUCAAACGAGUUUGUUGGGACGAUUCCAUGGCAAUUGGCAGCAAAUCUAAAUCAACUUGAAUUUCUAAAUCUUUCCAUGAACAAAUUGGAGGGACAAAUACCUCGUGGCCCGCAAUUCAACACAUUCAAUGAUGAUUCGUAUAGUGGAAAUUUGGGGUUAUGUGGAUUUCCACUUUCUAAAACAUGCAACGAAGGCAAGAUAAACAAAACAUCUUCUCCGGAGGAUCAAGGGAAUGGUGUUUUCUGGAAAGUUGUGCUGAUGGGAUAUGGAACUGGAAUAGUGAUUGGCAGUUUAAUAGGAUAUGUUGUCCUUACAAAUAAAGAUGUUGAUCAGAUUAAGAAAAGCUUUAGAAGCUACAAUGGCAUCUAAAACUAUUUCGUCAAAAUGGUGGAAUUUGAAGAAGAUACUAGUUGAUAUGAUGAUCAGCGUUUUGUGGAGUCUAUUGCAUGUUUCGAAAUAAGUCAUAUGUUGCUUAGAUUGUACCAAUUAAAAGUAUAUGUUGCAGAGCUUGUACCAAUAUAUAAUCCAUGCAAUAAGUUCUUGUUAAUAUAAUUUUACUCAACAUUGUAGAUUGAUAUAUUAUGUUAUGAAUAAAGAGAAUUUUUGUGAUGCAUAUUUUAUAGAACAGAGGACAGAGGCAAAGAAUAAC
This is a messenger RNA of Humulus lupulus (European hop), 2863 nucleotides long. Its product is annotated as receptor like protein 22-like. NCBI's taxonomy places the organism in Eukaryota, Viridiplantae, Streptophyta, Magnoliopsida, Rosales, Cannabaceae. Gene Ontology annotation, molecular function: protein binding. The coding region runs from base 148 to 2583 and encodes 811 amino acids. The transcript is spliced from 2 exons. The record is from RefSeq and is a predicted model, not a curated record.